Anisakis simplex (herring worm) is the source of this 414-nucleotide messenger RNA. Lineage: Eukaryota; Metazoa; Nematoda; Chromadorea; Rhabditida; Anisakidae. The record is from the annotation of a GenBank genome assembly.
AUGUUGUUAUUAUCGAUCGGUAGCAACAAUAAAUACUUCAAUAAAACUCAAAAAAUAACCCAUCGAAAACGAGAACAAUUAAGUAGAAUCAUUGAAGAACGACUUGUCGAAAUAAUCUCUACCGAUAGUCGACUUGCAUCCGUUCAUUUAAACAUUACGAAGGUGGAUGUAAGUUCCUCAUUUAAUGAGAUACGUAUAUCAUGGCUUGUUAAAGGGGAUGAAACAGAUAAAGAAGUAGCGGAUCUGUUGAAUAAAGAGACGGCUUCGAUUCGUAGAAAACUGUAUGAGAUGCUGAAUUUUGUGGCGAUACCAACGAUUAAGUUCAUUGCUGAUGACAGUCAUUUGUACUUACAGAGAAUGAAUCGACUGUUUGAAAUAGCUGAUUAUGGAGAUGGUUCUGAUCGUGGUUCUUGA